GUACUCCAUUGACAAAAAACAAUGAGCAAUCCACACGGCGUCGAUUAUAGUACGGCCACCAUUUCCUCCUUCAGAGGUGGAGGUUCUUGGGACCUCGCCGCCGUCAAUCCCACCUUCUUUCCCUCUCCCGUACGUACAGGAAUAGAGAACACGCCGCCGUGUUUCUCGGACAUGGACUCGGACGACUUGUCGACAGGGUACCUGGAGGAUGCUUUGUUUAACUACAACGCAAAGAGGAGGAAGAAGACGUUUUUACUGUUCGAUGAUGAUGAUCAAGGACCCACAGACUUGAAUAUUCUUUGGAGCUGCCUGGAUGAUGGCAAUAUAAAGCUGGAUUAUUGUUAUGAGAAUUACGAUAACAUGAGGGAGAUAAGCAAAUGUGAUCACAUUUCAGAUAUGAAAAGGAAACCAGAUGCAGAAGCCAUCUCAGCUUUUGCAGCACACAGCGAUUCUUCUUUAUCUUCUUCCUCCAAAUGCUAUAACAAUAUACAGCCCCCACCUUCCGUGGACUCGCCGUCUUUUUCCGCCGCCGGAAGCGACGGAGUUCGGAGACCGAGGAAAAGGGCGACGGCGAAGUUGGUGUACCCGUUCGCGGUGGUGAAGCCGGGAGGGACGGAAGGGGACGUCACGCUGAACGACAUCAACGAGAGGAUUCUGAUGCCGCCGACAAGGCCAGUAAAGCAUCCGGUCGGAGACUUUGCUUGCCGACGGCGGAGUUCGCCGGUCGGAACUGGCUUGUCCGGCAAGGCCGUGGUGGCUUUAACUAGAAUUCAGACUCGGGGUAGAGGAACGAUCACUAUUAUGAGGACAAGAGGCUAACUAGCUGAAAUAAAUUUUUUUUUUUGUUUUUUUUUCUUCUAAUUUUAUACGGAGUACUACGUAUCUGAAAGAGAAAGAAAGAAUCAAAAAAGAGUGGCCUGAACUGAAAUGGUUCCGUUCCUAAGAAAAAUAUGUGGAACUGUUUGAAAAUAUGAAAUUUUAUUAACGGUUCGGUUCUUAUAAAUUAUUUUAUGGAACCGAUAAGGAACCGGACCAUUCGUAACGGUUCAGUUUUUGUCAUUUAACGGUUCCCAGUCUUUAAAAAAUUUCUUACAAACCACGGUUAAAUUUG
This is a messenger RNA of Cuscuta epithymum, 1111 nucleotides long. The record is from the annotation of a GenBank genome assembly. NCBI's taxonomy places the organism in Eukaryota, Viridiplantae, Streptophyta, Magnoliopsida, Solanales, Convolvulaceae.